This is a messenger RNA of Drosophila suzukii, 1416 nucleotides long. The record is from RefSeq and is a predicted model, not a curated record. NCBI's taxonomy places the organism in Eukaryota, Metazoa, Arthropoda, Insecta, Diptera, Drosophilidae.
UCUUAUAAGGCAAAGGAACGAAAUAAAACUAGUUUCAACUAAUUUGUAUGAUUGAAAAACAUCUAAAAUUAAAAUAUACCGGCCCGAAAAAAGAGCGUUCUAAAUAUUGAGAGUAUUUCUAAACAUUGAACUUGUCAUUUUGAAAGAGCAGGUGUCGAUUCGCGGAGAUGACUUGAUUUACAUAUGUACAUAAAUAUAUGCAUGUUUGUAAUGUAAUUGGAGUUUUAGAAAGUAUUUGACUCUUGGCUAAAUUGGCUAUUUUUUAGGCUGGUACAGUUUCCUCUUAAUAGUAAUUCCUUAAAAUGGUUCCGAAACGUAACCAUGGCUAUGUCACAAUUUUUGUGGCCGUUGUAUUAGUUUGUUUGUUGAAAAUAUUGUUCUGGAACCCACCUCUGCCAAUUUUGACUAAUCAACGUUCAAUGAAAGUGGUCGUAACUGUGUUUUAUGAGGCUCUGUGCCCGGACUCCAAGUAUUUUCUUACUAAGCAGCUCCUUCCAACUUUCAAGGUUGCUGAAGAAUUUAUGGAGGUACAACUUGCACCUUAUGGAAAGGCAAGAAAAAAAGAAUUAAAUGGCAAAAUUACUUUCGAUUGUCAACACGGACCUACCGAAUGCCAAGCUAACAUUUACCACGCAUGCGCAACAAAGAUAAUUGAAGACCCACUCCUGCGACUAAAUGUUGUAACAUGUAUGAUUGGAGACAAUCGAGUUCCUCAAGAUGCUAUGCAUAAGUGCGCAAAAGAACACAAUAUAGACUAUACGCUCAUUCAAAAAUGUUCCGACAGUAAGCAAGGCCUGGAUUUGCUUAAAUUGAAUGCAGAAGCCACACACGCACUGAGGCCUCCUGUAACAUUUAUUCCUACAAUUACAAUAGACGGGUCCCAAGGUAGACAAGCCUCUAUUUUAAAAGACUUGUUUUCUGAGGUGAUUGAAUGUAAGGAUGCAGUGACCUAUCUACGAGAAAGUUAUAAGUACCAUCGAAGGCAGGUUUCCUUUCGAUUAUCAAAAAGAGAAGCAGAUGACGGGGAUGCUUUGAAGUACGAAGAUAAAGUUCAGUGGGAGUUUCUUCUUCAAAAAAAUAACAAAGACGACGAGUCCAUUAAUUAUCUCAAUUAUGAACAAAUCUGAAGCUGUUCGACAUCGAAGGCCAAAAACAACUCCGAACAAAAGGCGACCCAAGGUAAAGGAAAACCGAAGAACAUUUGGCUCUAGUGGAGAUGUCGACUUUGGCUUAAUCUAGUAAAAUGCUAAAAUCUGCGAAUUGGGACGGAAUAUUCUAAAGCAAUAACUUUACUUUUUAAAAAAGGAUUCAUGUAGCUUUCUAUCGAGUGUGUUCCCAAGGAAAUAACUCCAUUUGUUUUUUUAUUGAAUUAAAUACCCGUCGCGAACGUACGAUUUUUCCAUAUUGUUUUAUUAA